GGGGCAACCACGUCAUGGCCACUCUCCAGCGGACAAGGGAAGGUGCGUUGGAUUGACGUAUCAAUGAUUGGAGCUUUCCUUCCGUGCGCUUCUCUGGCUGUUCCUCUUUUCUCCUUUCCUCGCGCUUCUUCCUGGUUCUUAUUCCACAACCUCCCGUCGUCAAGGCAGAACAGAUCGGCAUCAUUCAUCAACAGCUACAUAUCUUCAACACACGCAUCUCUUUUGACACUCCAGCAAUUGAUUAACCCGAGUAAGAAGCAACGAGUUUCAGGCAUUACUUUCAGUCGCUCAAUUCCCCAAUUCUCGGCGGCGGUCCGACUACUGCAGGCCAGACAGCCACAGCUCCCGUCACGAACACUGACACUGGUGACCGACCCUGUCCACGAGCCAAUCAAGUCUUCGGGCGAUUACAACAUUGACAAUGAACUUCAUCACCACCAUGACUAAUCGUCUGCUUACUGCUGUUGGAGUGCCCCGCAUUAUUGACAGACCGCUGGACGGGUGGCACAUGAACCCCGAAAAGCCAGAAACUGUAAUGAUUCUCACAUACCCACCGACUUACACGCAGCCGCCGAUUGACCACGUCCACGAACAGGUACUUGCCUUCAAGCCGUCACUCUUCGACAGUGGAGGAGAAGAGAAACCCGAGAGUUCAGAUGGCGAACUGCGGGACAUUUGGGCACCCGAAUACAAGGUUCAGCUUGGUGAUCCUGACGCCUGGACCAGUUACUUUGAUCCUCUUGAUCGCCAAGAGAUCCUUCCGUGGGAUAAAUCAACAGCAAAGGUCAUCAAUGUCCUGGGACACCAUAUUGGCGAGCAUAACCGAGUCAUCUUACGUAUUCAAUACGAAGGAGAGAACGACCGGAAUGCUGGAAAUGUGGACGAGGUGUGGAUGAGAACCUAUUAUCCUCAACUCCUCCGUGAAUACUGGUUUCGUUACCGAUGGGCAUCCUUCAAAGCCCGCUGGGCUGCCCGUCGGGCUGGGAAACAUGUCCCGCGGCCCGCUAGCGAUGAAUGGUGGAAGCGGGCUCCGUCGAAUGUCAAACACGGCAAUCUCCGAUACAGGAACCGGUUCAAUAUCUUGACCGUCCGACCAAGAAGGCUGCCCAGAAUUCGGGUUCGAGACCAGAUCGCUGGACUAUUCCGCCGGUGGGAUGAUGCAGACACGAUCCCUCCUCGUUAG
Colletotrichum acutatum is the source of this 1183-nucleotide messenger RNA. RefSeq lists its product as uncharacterized. Bases 422 to 1183 code for a protein of 253 amino acids. The transcript has 5 exons. NCBI's taxonomy places the organism in Eukaryota, Fungi, Ascomycota, Sordariomycetes, Glomerellales, Glomerellaceae. The record is from RefSeq and is a predicted model, not a curated record.